Malus domestica (apple) is the source of this 1416-nucleotide messenger RNA. Its product is annotated as 2-alkenal reductase (NADP(+)-dependent)-like. The record is from RefSeq and is a predicted model, not a curated record. Lineage: Eukaryota; Viridiplantae; Streptophyta; Magnoliopsida; Rosales; Rosaceae. Gene Ontology annotation, molecular function: 2-alkenal reductase [NAD(P)H] activity.
AAGACGGCAAAGCGGACAUCAAGACGCGGACAUCAAGACGGAAAAGCGGACAUCAAGUCGGCAAAGCGGCAUCGACACAGGUGAAUUAAACGACCAAUACCGUUGACAACUUGACAUUGCUGAUUGCUCACAUCGCAUUUAAACAUUCCGCAUUCGGCUCUGUUUGUAACAAGAGAAGCAAAUUCAAUAGAAAAAGAAUAAAAAAUGGAAGUGACGAGCAACAAGCAGGUGAUAUUGAGAAACUAUGUCACCGGCUUCCCUAAAGAAUCCGACAUGCAAUUAGUCACCGCCGCCACCACCGAGCUGAAGCUUCCAGAAGGUUCCAUUGGGGUUCUGGUGAAGAACCUCUACUUGUCCUGCGACCCUUAUAUGAGAGGCCGCAUGACCAAGCGCGAACCCGGCAGUUAUGUCGGCUGCUUCGUCCCCGGUUCGCCUAUAACCGGAUACGGAGUGGCUAAAGUUUUGGAAUCGGGGGAUCCCAAGUUUAAGGAAGGCGAUUUCGUUUGGGGGAUGACUGGGUGGGAAGAAUAUAGUCUCAUCACUGCCACAGAGACCCUGUUUAAGAUUCACGACAUCGAUGUCCCUCUCUCUUAUUAUACUGGAAUUCUAGGUAUGCCUGGCAUAACUGCUUAUGCUGGCUUUCAUGAGGUCUGCAGUCCAAAGAAAGGAGAGACAGUCUUCGUUUCGGCCGCAUCUGGAGCAGUAGGUCAACUUGUUGGGCAAUUCGCAAAGUUGUUGGGUUGCUAUGUUGUUGGGAGUGCUGGAAGCAAAGAAAAGCGAGUUAAGGUUGAUUUGCUGAGGAACAAGUUCGGGUUUGACGAGGCUUUCAAUUAUAAAGAAGAACCUAACUUGGAUGCUGCCUUAAAAAGGUACUUUCCUGAAGGCAUCGAUAUAUACUUUGAAAAUGUUGGGGGAAAGAUGCUCGAUGCAGUCCUACUAAACAUGAGGAUGAAUGGCCGAAUCGCAAUUUGUGGGAUGAUCUCGCAGUACAACCUUGAGCAAACAGAAGGUGUGCAUAAUUUAAUAUCACUCAUCUCUAAACAGGUCCGUAUGCAAGGUUUCGUGGCUUUUAGUUACUAUCAUCUAUACGGGAAGUUUCUUGAAACAGUUCUACCUGCCAUAAAAGAAGGGAAGAUAAUAUACGUGGAAGAUGUAGUUGAAGGCCUUGAGAGCGCUCCGGGGGCUCUGGCAGGGCUCUUUGCUGGCCGCAAUGUCGGAAAGCAGGUGGUUUUAGUUUCUAGGGAUUGACUCCGUCACAGACGUCCAGUUGUCCCUAUGGAAUCUUGAUACUUGUAUAAAAGGCGUCAAAAUGACUUGAUUGAGCACUUGUGGGGUUGAAAUAAGAUCAAGAAACUUAAAACAAGCUUGUGGUAGGUGUUUUUUAUUAAGUUUAUUUGGUGGCUUUUUUUUUAAGUU